Neltuma alba is the source of this 1129-nucleotide messenger RNA. RefSeq lists its product as uncharacterized. The transcript has a single exon. The record is from RefSeq and is a predicted model, not a curated record. Lineage: Eukaryota; Viridiplantae; Streptophyta; Magnoliopsida; Fabales; Fabaceae. The coding region runs from base 32 to 781 and encodes 249 amino acids.
UCUUUCCCUUUUCUUCCUCGCACAACCUUCCAUGGAUUCUUCUGCAACUCUCACUACUCAUCACCAUCAUCCCAAUCCUCUCCCAGAACAGCAAAACUCCGCCAGAAAACACCACCCCCUGCCGCCGCCGCCAUCUUCUCGCCGGACUCCGUCGUUCUCCUCCUCGUCCUCCUCCUUCUCACCAUACAACUCAUCUUCCUCCCUCGAAUCCGUGCUCUACUUCGCCGGCGACGACGACGACCCUGGCCCUUAUUCUCCUCUCAGAUUCUCCGGCGGCGUCCCAUUCUCCUGGGAACAUCUUCCAGGAAUUCCCAAGAAACAACCAUGUUUCAAGAAGAAGCUUAUUCAUCAGGAAUCUUCCAUGAAACUCCUCCCAUUGCCUCCUCCAACUAAUAACAGCACCACCGGCAUUACUACGAGCUCUUACAAUUACAGCAAGAAGAACUCUCUUCAGAGUAUCUUUCAGGGAGAUCCCUUUUUGGCAGCCAUGGUUGAAUGCUCGAAGGGCGAUGAUCAUGAUCAGGAAGAAAAAGAUGAACUCAGUAGCAGAAACAAAGCCUUCCGGAACAGUAACAAUACUGGAAGAAGGUCAAGAGGAGGAUCUAAUAACAACAACAAUAAAGUUUCCAGAAGUAUCAGUGAUCGUUUCGGAUUCGUCAAUCUUUAUUCAUCAUGCAAAAAUGCUUCUGCGAUUUCUGAGUCUUUAAUCUACCUUCCAAGCUCAUCAAGGAGAUCAAGAAGCAAUUACCAGCAUUUUAGUGCUCGUCGCAGGUCUCUCUGAGCUUAAUAAUGAAUUUCCUUUUACUUCAGUUCAUGUAUAAAACAUAAAAAUGGAUAAUUAGUAAGUAUGUUAGAUAUAUAUAUCAAUAUAAUCUAGCAUACUUACGUGUUGUUAAUUAGUUAUAUAUAUAAAUAUAUAUAUAUAUAUAUCAAUUUAUGAGUUUGUUGCAUUGUGGUCACGGGAGAAUCAAAAUGGGAGGAAUCUGAUUGUUUUCUUUCGCUGAAUGAACUCAGUUUCUUGUUUUCUAGUUCCCAAGUUAGAAUAUGGUAUGUGAAGACAAGUUAUGUCUUUGGAAACUUCAAGUCAUUAUUCAAAUAUGUUAAUACAUGCAUAGGAAGCUUGUCUGCU